Molecule: messenger RNA, 4148 nt
Organism: Ceutorhynchus assimilis (cabbage seed weevil)
Lineage: Eukaryota; Metazoa; Arthropoda; Insecta; Coleoptera; Curculionidae
Source: the annotation of a GenBank genome assembly
UGAAAACGUACUGAACUGAAAGUCGUGAUCACUUCACGCUUUAAAAUCACUGAUAUCAAAAAAUCACGGUAUCAAAUCGCUCAUUACUAAACUAGAACACGCAAGCGCCUUUGUGAAAAUUCAAGCACGUCGUUUCUUAUUUCAGCUAAAUAUACAGCGCUGCCGUAACAUACUUUUAUGUUAAUUUAUUGUGUUUUUUAUUAAUUUGUUGUUCAGUCUCGGUACUAGUCAUAAUAGCAGCAUUCAUAUCUACAUAAUUUUGUUUACAAACUUUUUGCUAUGCCAUCGAUAAAUAUCUGGAAAGUGGAAGAGGACUCAUCAAAAAUUAAAUAGCCGGCAACACUGUUCAAUUAAUUUUCCUCAAAUACAAAUUGUACAGACGUACGUCGUCUCUGUCUGUGUUUUUUGUCUAUCGAGUCUGUGGGAUUUCCCCAAAUUGCAUUUUUCAUUUAUAUGGUGUAUUUGCAACAUUGUAACGUUGUGAUUUGGUGAAACACAGAGGUGUGUGAAUUUGAUUAAAACGAUCCGUAAUGAGUCCAACCUUAUCAAAACUCACUGCUGAAGGAAAGAUUGGUAAAACUAAUUCAAGACGUUCUCGCAUACGGAAAAUGGGGAACUACGUUACGGAUUACGAUCCAAGACUCAGUUACUAUAUAAAAUCAGGCUAUGAGAUAAUGGGGGAACGUUUCGAACUUGUGGGCUUCGAAGAGGAAAACCAAUACCCUGUGGUUAAAAGCGAUUUUAUUGUCAAGGAAAGUAAAAAAGAGCCUUCAGACUGUUUGAAUAAAAAAUCUGGAGAAAAAUGUAGCAAUAAAUUGAAAAAAGGCAAAACACUCAAACUAUUAUUGGUGCCUACUUGUGACCAAUUACCGAAACAAAAUGUAUGUUCGAGUAAGGCAGUAGGCUCCGUAACGAGUCCCGCCAAACCCCUAGUGAACAAUAAUACUUCAAUAAACCAAAAUAAAGAUCUGUUAGUCUCCCUACCACAACUGAUAAGGCUCGAACCAGCUCCUGCUAGCAUUAAUGAUAACAUGCAAACAAUUAAAUUGAUAAGAAAACAAAAACCCGCUACAGUUAGUAGUAGUUUGGAAUCGAGUCCUGAUGAUCUUGUGAAACCCCCCGAUGUAGAAGAACCACUUCUUUUAGGUGGCAACAAUAAUCCGAGAAAACUUUUGUCAGCAAAAAAUUUGGCAAUAUUAUCACAAGCCAAAAUGCAAGCUCUAAAUUUAUCAAUGAAAGAAAAAGCGGGAUUUGUUAGCAUAGGAGUGCAAACUGAAAAAGUUAUUGUUGACAACCAAGAUCAAGAGGUGCAAACAGAGCCCGAAACUCCAUGCAACAAACCAAGCAUCGAUACUCGUUCCUAUACUUAUGAGGACUCAUUUGCACUUAAUAAUUCAGAUGAAUUUGAGGACGGCCCACUGCUGAAUGAUGUUAACUUGGGUAGCGGUCCCAUGUUUCCAGUAUUGGCAGUUAAUUUCAAUAAUACAGGACAUGGUAUUAAUGGUGAACAUGAUUGGCAACUUUCUGCAGAUGGUUAUAUGAAUCAUUUGAUGAAUAAACCGAUGAUGUUUUUUAGAGAUCUUAGAGAAUGUUUGACCUAUGAUAUUGAAGGAAAUUUGCCCAUACAUGAAGCAGUAAUAAACAACAAUAUUUCGAUGGUAAAGCAACAAUGUGUAACUUUGAGGAUCAGAAGACAGUCCGUCAACUUGAAAAACCACAGUGGCUGUACUUCCCUUCAACUGGCCAUCAUUCACAAUGCCGACAUACAAAUAGUUGAAAUGCUGUUAAAUGCAGGUGCCAACAUUAGAGAAACAGACGAAGAAGGCAACAAUAUUUUCCAUUUAUUGGCCCAAUUCGAACGACUAAACAUGUUGCAAAUUGUAUUGAAACAUUGCAAACUUUAUAAUUUGUUAGACUGCGCUGAUAGGUAUAACUAUAACGGACUUACACCUCUAAUGAUCUGCUGCAUGUCGAGUUGGACCCUCGGAGCCAGACAUUUCAUCAAAGCCGGAGUAAAAGUGAACUUGCAAGAUCAGUCUUCUGGGAGAACUGCCCUGUUCCACGCUUCAGAAAUUCAAAAUUCUGAAUUAGUAAAAAUUCUCUUAGAAGCUAGGGCGGAUCCGAAAAUUAAAAACUUCUUUGGUACAAGUCCACACGACGCCAUGUACGAACUAGACGACAUUGACGAGGGCAUUAAAGGUUUAAUAUUUGGCAAAACUAAAAAACGGAGUCACGAUGCAGAAUUGAACCCAUCAAGGACCGCAAGAGCUGUCAAAGGUCUGCAUACCUUUUCAAAGCUACAGAAACUCGAUACCCAAACGAUUAAUGUGGAGACUGUAUCGGCUAAGGCCGACGCUAAAGCCAAGCAUAAGAUAAUACAGCACGCCAUGAAGCAUCAUAUAAAAAGGAUGUAGGGUAGGCCUAAAUUGAACUGAUUAUGCAAAUUACCAUCUAUAAUUCACAUUAAUCAUCGGAAUGAGUAUUAAGUCUCAAGGAGGAAGGAUCAUGAUUUCCCUUAGGAUACAGAAAAAAAAAACAGAAAUGAUUUAGGGUGAAUAUCAUCCAAAUAGAUUUUUAUGAGGCGAGUAACAUGAAAAACCACCAACGAAGAGUCUCUUUUUUUGCUUUUUUUAUGCAUUGUGUUAUUAUUGAGAAAUCACCAUAGUGGCAAUUUGGAUAACACUGUUUGCGACUUUUGACUUAGUGUUAAGGAUUAACUUGAAUAUUUAUUUUAUUAAACAAUGGUAUUUCUUAUUAUAUUCAAAAUUUAUUAUGUACAUACGUUUAUUGUUAAAGUAAGAUCCAAUAUUAAUGUUAAGUACCGUUCUAGAAUUUAUUUUAUUAUUUGCUACCAAUUUUUAGGUUUAUCAAAAGUGAAUGACUUUUGGUAUCCCUUUUUCCAGGUGCUAAAUCCCGCAACAAUCUGAAUUAUUUAUUCGUUACGUCAUUUUUGUUUAGGUAAUUAUUUUUAAUGCAAUGGCACCCAAUAUAACCAAAAUCAUCAGUUUAUUUGUGAUUCACCAAAUAAAAACCUAUGCUCUGGUAAUUUUAUACAGACCAGACCAAUCUACUAGACAUAUAGGGAUUAAGAAAACGAAUUAGCUUAUUUGCCAACAAAAUGCAGUUAAACAAGUAUCAGUCAACUGGUCUCAUUGAAGCCUAUGUGUCUAGUAGCCUGGUUUGGAAAUCAUCUAAUGCAAAUGCAAUUUAUGAAGACUUUUUAAAACUUUUAUUUGUGAUUUUGGUUAUUAUUGGGGUCAAUCUCAUAGGUAAGGCCUAAGCUUAUAUAUUCUUAGGUCUAUAAAGUGUACAGUGGACUUUUCAAACGGUUAAUAUAGAUAAGUAUAAAUUCAAUUUGUAUAUAAUAUGCAUAGGAAAAUCUGUAACUUUUUCUCAUGAUUAUAUUUUCUUUGAUAACGUUAUGUGUAGUAUACAGGGUGAUCGUUUUAUAUUUUUGGAUCCUUAUAUAGAUAAGCGGUGUAAAUACAAAAGAUGUAAGGAUUUUUAUUUUUAGGGACAAAACAACAGAAUAUGCCAAAGUUGGACUUUUUCAAAUAAAAUAUCCCGAUUAAUUUGAGUGAGGGUCAAAAUAUCUAUGAUCACCCUAUACAUAAUUGGUUUUUAUUGUUUAAACUGCAUGCAGUGCGAGUUUUGAUCUCGUAUUGAUUUGUGUCUUGGUAAUUAUUGGCAAAUACCAAAUCCUCGCUAGGCUGAUGAAAAUUAGAAAUCAGAUGCGACUUUGCAAGUUAUUGUAAUUUACUUAAAAACAAAAAAUAUUAUUUUUUAAAAAUUUUUUGCUCUAAGUGCAAAUUUAUUUAUGUAUUAUACCUUUUCAUUAUCACAAUUUUAAUUUCUUCAAUUAUUCGGAAUCUACUUUUAAUUUGUUUCAACUUUUUAUGUCUACAAUUUAUUUGAAUAGGUAUAUAGGUUUUUUUUUUUUUUUUAAUGGUAUAAGUAGUAUUCUGUACAUACAUUUCAGAUAUUAAAUUCUAUGAAGACAAUUUUAAGAAACUUGCCCUAUAAUUUUUUUGACUUGUAUUUAUUUAAUUACCAUUGUUUAAAAGUUUAUUUAUCUUUAAAUUUUCCAAAAGCUUAUUUGAUGUUUUCAGUUAUAUUACGAUUACGAUUGAUAAGUUAAUAUAAAUCAA